Molecule: messenger RNA, 4028 nt
Organism: Corvus hawaiiensis (hawaiian crow)
Lineage: Eukaryota; Metazoa; Chordata; Aves; Passeriformes; Corvidae
Gene: CD320
Product: CD320 molecule
Exons: 4
Coding region: 58-696 (212 amino acids)
Molecular function (GO): protein binding
Source: RefSeq, a predicted model, not a curated record
CUCUGCUUGCGCCCUCUGCAUUUGUAGCGGCGCGUCCGUCCGGUGCGGGCCCGCGGCAUGGCCGGGCCGCGGCUGCUGCCGCCGGGGCUCCCGGUGCUGCUGCUGCUGCUGCUGCUGCCGGUGCCGGUGCUGCCGUUCCCGCCAGGCAACGCCGCCCCGUCCCCCUGCCGCCCGGACGAGUUCCGCUGCGCGCCCGACGCCCCCUGCUUCCACCGCGACUGGCGCUGUGACGGCCACCCCGACUGUGACGACGGCGGGGACGAGUGGGGCUGCGGGACCGCGACCGCCGCGGAGCCGAGUCCCAGCGGCCCCGCGGUGACCCCGCCGAGGAGCUCGGCGGUGCCGCCCACCGGCAGCGCAGAGGCUUCAGCUACGCCUGAGCCUGAGGUCUCUGUGCCAUCGAGGAGUCAAGGUUACACAUGGAUCUUGAUUGCUGCAGGGUCACUGCUCAUCUCUGGCUGUUGGCUCAUGGUGUUGAGCAGCAGAGCCCAGUCCCAAUGCCCAGACCAGGGCAGUGAGUGGGUCUCUGCUUGUGCACUCUCCUCUCCAGGGCUCCUGAGCAUCCUGGUAGCUGCAGGUUCUGUUGCUGUGUGGCGUCUGUCCAAAGUAAAACACCGAUCUGACAUCUUCAGUCUUGAAAAAGCAGCCAGGGAACAGCUGAUGCCUGACCAGAGUCAAAAAGGCUCCUCGCCCUGAAAGUUAAGUAUUUUGCAUCCCAUGUGCUCCAUGUGCCUGAGGGAGAAAUUCCUUCUUGCCCUGUGUUUCUGGCUUCUAGAGCUUUCCCCUUUGGGGUUAGGUUUUCCCAGUGCUGGGGUUUGACACUGGCUAAGUGCCAGGCACCCACAAAAAACUAUCUAUAGCAGAGGAGGGGGAAUUGAAAACUUCAUGAGUUAAGGAUAAGGGGAAAAACACUUUAAGAUGAAACAGGUUCAAAACUUAAACAGUAUAAAGAACAUUUAUUAACAGAGUUAAAAGUAAAAAGGGUAAUGAGAACUAAAAUAAACCUUUAGAACACCUUUUCUUCCCAGUCCCUUUCUCUUUCCCACUGACCACGCAAGGAGACAAAACACGGGAUUUUGGUCAGUCUUUCACUUCUUAAAAAUCUUUCUUCAGUACACUUAAGGAAAAAAGUUUCUUUCUUCUGCUGUGCCGUGGGAUCCUUCCCACAGGAGACAGUUCUCUGCAAACUUUUCCAGUGUGGUUUUAACUUUCACAAGCAGCAGCCCGGCCGAUGUGCUGUAAUGUGAGUCCCUCCCACGGCCAAGCAGUCUUCCCACAACUGCCUAGCGUGGGUCAUUUUAGUUCAUGGGGUUUAAGUCUUUUAAGGAUGAGCUGUUCUAGGCUGGAAGCAAGGGUUCUCUAUCUGUGGAAGCAAGGGUCCUCCCUCUCUCUGUUCGAGUUCCUCACUAGAUUACAGCUUUUCAGUAUCCACACGUUCCAGCGUGAGCACUGUUCCUUCACGGGCUGCAUGUGGGUAUCUGCACCCCCCAGGCACCUCCUGAAUUACAGGGAAACAGUUUGUUGUGUUACAGUCCUCACCACAGCUUGCAGAAGAAUUUCAGCUCUGGCACUUGGAGCACUUCUUCCCUCUCCUUCACUGACCUCGGUGUCACCAUGUUGGUUCUCCUCACGUGUCCUCACUUUUCCUUUUUCUCUGACUUGGAAGAAGGUUGGUGUCUGUAGGUUUGUUUGUUCUCAAGUUCCAGCAGUUGAAAAGUUCUUAGAGAGCUUUGCUGCACUUGAAAGGUUGAUCCUGCCCGGGCUCUGCACCGGGGAACGUUGGCCAUGCUUUCAUUGCUGGCCACGCCGUCUCUGCGGCACCGCACGGGCGGCCCCGGCCUCGGCAGGGCCCCGGCUGCACCAGGAUGGCCCUCGGGGGCCGCCUCACCACCCCUCGGGAGAAGAAAGAGAACUGCCCGUGCUUUUUGCCUUUCUUAAAUAUGUCAUCACAGAGGUGUUACCAGCUUCUCUAACUGGGCUGGUAACCUGCCCAUCGUCAGAGCCCUCAGCAAUUAUCUCUGUGCCAGACAGAGUAGAAGCUUCGAGCAGCUCCUCCCGCCCACUAAAACCAGGCUGUGUUAAACCAACAAACCCAGGUUCCCUGAUGCUUGCCAACUGGGUGCAUGGGGUUUCAGUCUGCCCUGAAGCAGCAGAACUCUCCCCUUUCCUCCCUGCUGCCAAGGACAUGGAGCAGUCCUGCUAAGAUACUGAUCUUCUGGUGUGGGAUUUUUUCCUCCACUUUGUGUAAACUGAAGUCAAACCAGGUUUCUUCCCAAAGGACUGUCAAUAACCAGGUGUUUUUCUGGCUUUGUAACAGGGGUGCUUAUGCCAAGGUGAUAACGUGGGACUAGCCUGAUCUGUCUCCUCCUCACCACAGAGCCUGACUGAAUUGGACAUCAGCUCUCAAAUCUGACUUGCUACACUGGAAUACUGACAGGAGGCUCCCUUUGUAAAUGGGUCUUAGAUUGUGGAACUACCUUGGCUCCAGAAAUAGCACAGAACCUUCCCUGGCACUGUGAUAACAGCCUCCCAAAGGUGGUAGAAAUGGCUUCAUUGUUCUGCCUGACAGUCGUUAAAGCUAAUGCCCACCAGUGUGGCCUUGGACCCGAAGAUGUUUUUGUCCUUGAAAUGCCAGGUGCUGUUGAACCGUCUCCUUCUACUUCCAGCCAGGAGCCUUUUUUCACCUGCUUCAUUCUUCCCCCUGGAUUUUGUCAGGGAACAGGAGCUUUCUCACCCAUUUCUGUAGGCGCUCACACUGGCUGCACAGAUCAGACAGAUACUCCAUGUUUGCACUACUGUUUGAUGCUGCUCAGUCCCGUGCACGGGAGGCUUUUACUGACAGUGCCACCAUAGGGGUGACGGUUGCUCUGGCUUUGCUGUGCUGUCUUCCAAGCCCACGUAGGGCAAGGAGCUCCUUGGCCCUGGGCAAGCAGCUCCUCUCACACUCCUUUCCACAAACAUCUCCACCCUUGGCAGACCUGCUCUGCCCACCCCAGUGCCGAAUGCUGCAUGGGACUCCUCUUAACACUCUUAAUGGUGUCUUCCUUAAAACUGUUCUGACAUGAGUGGUGUCCCUCGAGGGUCCAUACUGGGACCAGUGCUAUCCCAUGUUUUCGUCCGUGGUGUGUAGAGUGGGAACAAGUGGACCCUCAGCCAGUCUGAGGAUGAGACCAGGCUGAGGUGUGCAGUUGGGGAGGGGGAUGUCAUCCAGAGGGACCUUCAGACCCAUGGGAACCUCAUGAACUUCAAUAAGGUUAAGUGCAAGGUCCUGCACCUUUAUAAGGGCAAACCCUGGAGAAGAGAUGGCUCCAGGGAGCCUUGUUGUGUCUUGUCCAUGUCUAAAGGGGGAUUGAAAGAAAGAUGGAGAGGGGCUUUUCACCAAGGCCUGUAAGGCAAGAGGCAACAGUUACAAACUGGCAGAGGGUGGGCUUAGGUAGGACAUGAAGGAGGGUUUUAUGGUGAGAGUGGUGAGGCCCUGGCACAGGCUGUCCAGAGCAGCUGUGACUGCUCCAUCCCUGGGACCCAGCUGGACAGGGCUCCGAGCAUCUUGGUCUAGUGAAGGUGUCCCUGGAAAUAAGUCAUGUCUUGGGUCAGACACUGUGUGGCACGUGGAGCCCCAGCCAGAGGACUCAGUGCUGUGCACCUCUCAGAGCUGCCUGUGCAGGGGCAGAUUAGUGCCCAGUGCCUCUGGUUUGCCACGUGUACCUUGCACAAGUGUUCACUAAGUGCACCAAGCUGCUGCCUUGGCUGCUGCCCUCUGUGCCUUGAAGGUGGGAACUUGGCUUGCCAAGCAGACACCAGUCAUUAGCCUUGGAGUAGGAGUCUUCCGCUCCUGGACAGUGUGUGAGCGCUGCCAUACCCCACAGGAGAAACUUCUAUAUGUGGUCUGGAGUCCUGAGUUAUUCCAGGGCUGCUAUUUUUAGUAUCAAGGAGCCAUUUGCAAAGACACACACAAUCUUCUGUUUCCACAGGGACAGGCAGAGAAAGCUGUGGUGACUGACACAGGAGAAUAAAGAAUGUGAAAUUAA